AUGGCUGGGCGCACGGAUCCCACUUUUCCAGCGGGCAAGUACAAUGUCCAGUUGGGAGGAAAUGACAAGCGUGAGAGUCAUUUCAGCAGACAACUUGGUGUAGACACUCCCAGAACAGACAAUGACUAUCGGUUCCUCGGACUGUGCAUCGAUCACCACCUAUUUAUCGCAAACAUAAACAUGAUCGCGUUGCCGGCAUUCUCUAAACUGCAAUCUGUCGAGUAG
This is a messenger RNA of Opisthorchis viverrini, 225 nucleotides long. RefSeq lists its product as hypothetical. The transcript has a single exon. The coding region runs from base 1 to 225 and encodes 74 amino acids. The record is from RefSeq and is a predicted model, not a curated record. Lineage: Eukaryota; Metazoa; Platyhelminthes; Trematoda; Opisthorchiida; Opisthorchiidae.